Molecule: messenger RNA, 759 nt
Organism: Salvia splendens (bonfire salvia)
Lineage: Eukaryota; Viridiplantae; Streptophyta; Magnoliopsida; Lamiales; Lamiaceae
Exons: 3
Coding region: 1-759 (252 amino acids)
Source: RefSeq, a predicted model, not a curated record
AUGGCAAAGAUAGAUGUGGAAAUUCCGGGCACCGUCACUGUCAACGUCGAAUCCAGGUGGCGCGUGCUGCACAGAGUGCCGAUAUACAUGCGAAUGGACAUGAAGCAAAUUUACGACCCCCUCGGCCCGUACCACGACCGCCUGACUCCACAGCUGCAGCUGGUGGAGCCGCUCAAGGAGGAGAUACUAGUUCUGUUUUGCGGAAGCGCUGCCCGCAAAAGCUUCCUUCUGUGCGAGGUCCGCGAGCGGAUAGGUGAAAUCAGGCAUUUCUACGGCGGAGCAGGAGCCAGCAAGUUCACCAACACUGAGCUCCACCUCCCUUCCUUCUACUUCACUAGCAAUAGCAAAGUAUUCUUCUCCAAUCUCAUUGCUUUUGAGAUGUCGCCACAGGCAAAUACAGAAUAUGGCGUGACGUCUUACUUUCAUUUCAUGAAAACGCUGAUCGACAAGCCUAAAGAUGUAAAGGUGCUGCGGAAGAAAGGUAUACUCUACAGCCGGUUGGCUAAGGAUGAAGAGGUGGUCGAGAUGUUUAAAAGCAUCGAUACUUAUGGAUACUCGAACGAUAAGCUUUUAUAUAACGCGAAGAAAAGUAUUGAGGAGCACUACAACAACAAAGCGAGGACGUGGAUGGCCGACCUCAUCAACACCAAGUUUCGGAGCCCAUGGAGUGUUAUAGCUCUUGCCGCCGCCACUAUUCUACUUGGCCUCACUUUUCUACAAACAUACUACACAAUGCAGCCACUCCCCCAAACUCCCUAA